Messenger RNA from Vicia faba (fava bean), 744 nucleotides. NCBI's taxonomy places the organism in Eukaryota, Viridiplantae, Streptophyta, Magnoliopsida, Fabales, Fabaceae. The record is from the annotation of a GenBank genome assembly.
AUGGAUGGAAAAAGCGAAGAAGAAGAACUCGAAGUCACCGAAUGGGAACUCAUCAACAACGAUGAAUCACCAAUCGUUGAAUUCGAUCCCAAUUCUUCAUCCGUUAUCAGAUCCGAUCAUUUCUCGAUCAAUCCGGUUCAUCAAAACCCUAAUUCGGUUAGUUCGGUUUCCAGUUCCGAAAUCGAUCGAAACUUCGAUGAUUCCUACGUCGCAAAUCAGCUUUUCCCUAAUCCAAUUGUUCCGGCAUCAUCUUCCGACAAUAAUUAUCGGUGGAAUGAUUCCGAUAAUUCCGUUAUUUCCGAUGAUAUUUCUGAUAUUUCCGAUAAUUCUGAUAGGGUUGUUGCAGAUACAGCCAGUUUGACCGGUGAUAUUGGUUUUGAUUCUGAGGAAAAAGUGGAAGAGAAAGUGGUGAAAGGGGAGAAUGAGAGAUUCGUGUGGUGGAAGGUUCCUUUUGAGGUGUUGAAGCAUUGGAUGAGUCCUCUUUUGAUUCCUGUUCCGUUAUCUGUUGCUGCUGCUGCUGCGUUUUUGGGGCUUUUGAUAUUGGGGAGGAGGCUUUAUAAAAUGAAGAGGAAGACUCAGACUUUGAAGCUUAACCUUGCUCUUGAUGAUAAGAAGGUAGCUCAGCUCAUGGGUCGUGUAGCACGGCUCAAUGAAGCCUUUUCAGUUGUGAAACGUGUUCCCGUGGUACGACCAUCUCUGCCAGCUCCUGCUAUAACUCUGAGGCCUGUGAUGAGUCUGAGAUGA